AUGCAGAACUCGCUUCAGGACUUCAAUGGCUGGCCAAUCCGAGCUACCCACGCGGUCUGCGACGGCGACCUCAUCACCAGCCCUCUCGAUCUCACCGCCACCUUCCCGUCGCAGUCCAAGACCGCCUCGUACUACGACGAUGGUGUUGACGGCACGUUCGCUCUCUGGGCGUCGAGCGGCGGUACCGCGUAUGUGGGCAUGUACACCGUCGGCGCGUCAUACCCCAGUAACUCCGACGUCUCCAAGUGCACCGACUCGGGCUCUAUCUGCCACCAGGACGACAUCGAGAUCAUUUUCCUCAGCACGGGCAACGCGACUUCAGGCUGGUACGCGACGUGGGACGCGACGGAAGGGCUGACAGUCAGCCCCUCGACAUCUAGAGCGGUAUCGCCUGCCUGA
Molecule: messenger RNA, 399 nt
Organism: Fomitopsis serialis
Lineage: Eukaryota; Fungi; Basidiomycota; Agaricomycetes; Polyporales; Fomitopsidaceae
Exons: 4
Coding region: 1-399 (132 amino acids)
Source: RefSeq, a predicted model, not a curated record